Molecule: messenger RNA, 1977 nt
Organism: Diatraea saccharalis (sugarcane borer)
Lineage: Eukaryota; Metazoa; Arthropoda; Insecta; Lepidoptera; Crambidae
Source: the annotation of a GenBank genome assembly
UAAGUACACCUACGUCGAAUAUUGGCGUAGAUGGUGUAAUCCUGAUUGUCUAUGUAACUUAAAUAAAUUUUGAUUAUUUUUAAUAUUAUUUGUUUUUUUUUUGUUUUACAGGGGUCAUAAUAUCACUUUGAUUAGUGCGUUUCCCCCGGAUUUCCAUAUCGAGGGCUUGGAAGAGAUAGCACCUGAUCAUGUGGCGAGAUACGUCGGAAAUUUCAUGUCCUGGGACCUGGUCGGUGCUAGGAUGAGAGGAGAAGAGCCACUGCCGCCGCUGGACAUCAUGAGAUACCCCUAUGAGGUUUGCGACGUGUUCUACAGCGAUCCUGAGACUAGAUCCUUCCUUAGAUCAGGAAGGAGCUACGAUCUUAUAGUGUUGGACGGGGCGUUUCCUGAAUGCGCCAUGGGCGUCGUAUAUCGGAUGAAACUGCCUUUCAUAUUCAUCAACACAGUUGGAUUUUACACCAUGGCAUUCAGCAACUCUGGCAGUCCAACUCCUUAUUCAGUGACACCUUUCUUUGGCAAAGCCUUUACGGAUAGUAUGAACAUUGUGGAUAGAGCGUUGAAUUUCGCAUGGCAUGCGAUCGCGUAUACAGCGCAUGGUGUUUCAAUGAUGGUGCUGCAAGGAGUUCUGAGGAAGCAUUUUGGACCGCAGAUCCCGCAUGUUUAUGAUACUACGAAGAACGUGAGCUUCAUCCUUCAGAAUGGACAUUACUCUGUGACAUAUCCAAGACCUUAUUUACCUAAUGUUGCUGAAGUGGCGUGUAUACAUUGCAAGGAUGCGAAGCGAUUGAGUCCUGACUUGGAAGAAUGGAUCUCUGGAGCAGGCAACGCUGGCUUCGUAUACGUAUCGAUGGGUUCGUCGGUGAGGACAUCCAGUAUGCCGUUGUCCGUUCAUCGUAUGUUCGUGGAGGCUUUGGGGAGACUACCGCACAGAGUACUAUGGAAGCAGGACGCUGAGCAGAACAUGACUGAUAUACCAUCAAACAUUAGGCUGUACAAGUGGCUACCACAACAAGAUUUACUUGGUCAUCCAAAAAUAAAGGCGUUCGUCACUCACGGUGGUCUUCUGAGCAUGUUCGAAACUGUUUACCAUGGUGUUCCUAUAAUCACUAUUCCUGUAUUUUGUGAUCAUGAUGCCAACGCUGCUAAAGCUGAAGUGGAUGGUUAUGCUAAAAAGCUAGAAUUGAGACAACUCACAUCUGACAAACUAUAUAAAGCAAUUACAGAAGUAAUUAAUGAACCGAGAUAUAAAAUAGAGGUUAAUAAAAGGCAAGUACUUCUGAGAGAUCAAAAAGAAACUCCUUUAGAAAGAGCAGUGUACUGGACGGAAUAUGUAAUCAGACAUAAAGGUGCUUACCACUUGCAAUCGCCGGCGAAAGAUUUGAAUUACUUCCAAUAUUACAUGAUAGAUGUCGCUGUUAUAUUAAUUAUAGUGAUGCUCGUAGUAUUCGCAAUAUCAUCUUACGCGUUGAGAUUUUUGUUCAAGAAAUUAGUGGGUUACGUUCUAAAUAAAGAAUUGUCGAUGAACUCAAAUAGUUUCCUGAAACGGUCUAAGAUUUUAAUGGAUACAGCGACGAUGUCAAAGAAGGAACUGUAAAGUUGAAAUAUACCAAAAUUUGUUAUCUUAAGUUACCAUUUCAAGUUACCAUAAGAGAUUGAAUACAAAUAAUGGAAGUACACGAAUAAAAAAGUGAUAAUAAUGUAAAUAUAUAAAAUGUAAGUGUAGAAAGUAGUUUAGUGAUUAGUUGUUACAAAAGACAAGAAAAUUACAAAUAUAAAGUAAUUUUGCUCAUGUAAGUACUUUAUUAUUUAAAUUAAAUGAGCGAGGAUAUAUUGUAAAAUAUUAAAGAAAGUUUUUUAUUUGAGUUGUUAUUUUAUUAAUGAUUUAAUAAAUUUGAAAAAAUACUUAAGAACUUACCAGUUCCAGGUGCCCUAGAUGGGUUUUGAACCUCCAACCUUCUACAAUUUAGGCGAAUGCUC